UGACUGGCAACCGUUUCCCGCUGCUGAACAUGAACGUCUUCGAGAAGCUGCCGGCACUCAACACCUUAGUACUAAAGCACUGUUCAAUAGAAGAAAUUGAACCACCUGCCCGGACCUUAAACGAUAUGUAUGCACUACAUUUGGAUCAGAACAAAUUAAAAUCGCUGCCGGACAUUUUCUUCCCGCCCAACACUUGGCUGCACAUACUCAUCCUGAGCGGAAAUCAGAUUACGAAACUGACUGCCGGGAACUUUGCUAAUCUGGACUUCCUGGAGGAGCUUGAUUUACGGGAUAAUCUAAUCGAGUCACUUGAGGCGGAAGUUUUGCGGCCACUUAGAAGUCUGGAAAUGCUGUACCUCAACAACAACAAACUCACCCGGCUGGAUGCGGGAAUGAUCCCGGUGCUUCCGGCGCUGCGGACACUUUCGCUGGCCCAGAAUCAAAUCCGCUCGAUUGCCGUGGGCGCGCUGAACCUCCCGAAGCUGGAGCAUCUCUAUCUGUCCGAGAACAGGCUGUGGAUGGUGGCCAACGACACCUUCAGUAAACUACCGAAUUUAUUAGGAUUAUUUUUAAAUGACAACGAAAUAAGCCAAUUCCAGAUAGGUUCGUUCACCGGCCUCCAUAAUCUCACCACAAUGAACCUCAAGGGAAAUAAAUUCACCCGAAUUGACAGCCGUGUGCUGCAGAAUCUCACCAGCCUGAAUCACAUACACUUUUCCGAGUUUCAUCACUGCAAAGCGGCGUUGCAUGUGAGGGUGUGUGAUCCGAAAGGUGAUGGCAUCAGUAGCAAAAGCCACCUGCUGGACAAUCCCGUUCUGAGGGCCAGCGUAUGGAUUAUGGCUGCGGUUGGAAUCAUCGGUAAUUUGCUGGUCCUGUUCGGGCGCUAUAUGGUCGGAACCAGGAGUAGCCAAGCGCACGCCGAGCACUCGCUGUACCUGAGGCACCUGGCCGCCAGCGAUCUUAUGAUGGGAAUCUAUUUGGCAAUUAUUGCCACGGCCGACAUUAUGUUCCGAGGCCAGUACCUGCUGUACGAGGAGGAAUGGCGAGCGAGUGGGUUGUGUGCCUUCAGCGGUUUUCUCAGCACCCUGAGCUGUCAGUCGUCCACGCUGCUCCUGACGUUGGUCACUUGGGAUCGAUUGAUUUCGGUCACCCGUCCACUGUACCAGCGGUCCGGCAGUAAAACCCGAGUCAUCCUGCGGUUGGCACUGCUCUGGGGAGUGGCAGCUUCGGCGGCGGCGGCUCCCCUCUCGGCCACCGACUACUUCGGACCGCAGUUCUACGGAACCAACGGGGUGUGCCUUUCGAUUCACAUCCACGACCCGUACGCCAUGGGCUGGGAGUACUCGGCCGGGCUGUUCAUCCUCGUUAAUACGUUCUCGUUGCUGUUCAUCGGGACGUCCUACCUGCGGAUGCUGCAAGCCAUCCGGGUUUCGAGGAACGAAACUCGAAACACGCUCAACUGCCGGGAGAAGAUUGUGGCGCGAAGGUUCGCCAUCAUCGUGGCUACCGAUUGCCUCUGCUGGAUGCCGGUGAUUGUCGUCAAAUUGGUGGCCUUGGGAGGCGUCCAGAUCUCUCCAUCAUUAUACGCGUGGCUAGCUGUGUUGGUCCUUCCGGUGAAUUCAGCCCUGAACCCGGUGCUCUACACAUUGACAACGGCACAGUUCAAGCAACAGCUGACGAGGUUCUUCUACUCGCUACCAUGUGGCGCUUCGCACGAGCUGAACGGGUACGAUUCAGCGAUAGAUUCGAGGAAUAGCCUAGCACAGAUGACGUACAGUACCACUGCAAAUGGAAGUACGAGGCGGAUACCCCAGCGAAAGGACCGCGGCUCGACCAACACCAAGGUGUACGAGUUCAAAUAGCAGACAACAACGGGGCUGGUCGGUCGCCGGCACACGGUGUCCCAUCCGCGUCGUCGAACCGGCGGUGUGGCAGCCAACCCGGACCACCGCAAUCAUCGGCACUGUUUCCUUCCCAUCCAGCAACAGCACCAGCACCUACAACUACAGCAGCGCUCGUCCAAUCCCGGUUCGCCAUCGUCAACGUCCGCCAUGACCGCAAUGACCGACUCGACGUUGACGAUGAUUGAGCCCUGUUCCGGUGGUCCGGCAGCAGGACCAUCAUCGGGCCCAACGUCACUGUCAGUUAGUAACAAUGCUGGCGCCGGUGGCGGUGGCUUUGGCAUCAUCAGGGGCAACAGCCUCAGGUUGAAGCCUUGUCUCAGCUUCGGUGCUACGAGCACCACAUCUGCUUCUGUUGGCGCUGCUACUGCCGCCUCGGGAUCCAGUCACAAAGGGGCCGUCGGGUUGGAAAUGGUCACCAUGAGGACUCCCCAGCGGAAGGGAUCGUUUCAGGUGCUACUGAAGAAGGAUAGCGUCCGCAGUCAGAGCAGCUUCGUUUGCGAGUUGUAAUGUGCGGGCGAAUGACCGAUGACCGCGAAGGUCGAGUUGAGGCCAAGGUAUAAUGCUGGCAGAAAUAAUGUGAUCGUUUGGGAAGGUGUUUGCUUAUUGUUCAUUUGAAGCUGAAAAGAAAGGUCAGGUCGAGAGUUUUAUAGCUUAUUAUUGGCUGCCUUAUUUCAUAAAAUUUUUAGAUUGAACCAAAAUACUCAGAUUUAGAGGAACCACAUGGCGACCGUGAUAAUAUGCAUCUCCAAACUCUUGAUCUUGGGGUUCCAGUUAGACUAGUGGUUAAGGCUAUGGAUCGCCAAUUCGGAGAUGGGGGGUUCGAUCCCCUAUCCGGUCGGAAGCUUUUUUCGACACCCUGUGCAUAGUGUAUCAUUGUGCUUGCGUCACAAUAUAAAAAAUUCAUACAAUAGCAGGCAUAGAAAGACCUUCAAUUAAUAACAGUGGAAGUGUUCAAAGAACACUAAGUUGAAGAGAGGCAGGACAAGUUCCAGUGGGAAUGUAUACCCAAGAAGAAGAAGAAGAAGAAGAAGAAGAAUAAGAAGAAGAACAUAACCUUGAUAGUAAUAAAAUCAGACGAUCACUUAAUUUCUGCCAGUACUGUACAAUGGAUUGCGUGUUUCAAUUGAUCCCUGGCGUAUCCAGACCGUGCUGCGGCACCGUGAUGGGAGGCCCGAUCUGUUCCAUUUAGGCCGCCGGCGAUGGCGAUGGGGAUGGCAAGUAUAACUUCCUACUGUUGGCCGACGUCAACAACGACGACGGUGACAGUGAUAUGUCUGUGAUGUUAAUUGGUUAGGACGGUUUAGGACGUUUAGGUGACAGGUUCGUCCACUGUGCCGGAGAUAGACUAGCAAGCGCAAGAGAUAACAUGUUGUACACAAAGUGCGUGAUAAACUGAUAGGUUUGGACGUCCCCGUUGGAAAGUGAUUCGAAUGCGAAACGACUUAUUGAAGUAAAUUGAUUGGAAGCUCAUUCGAAUCAAUUGUUAAACAAAUGGCAAAACUACAAGCGACGGUAGCUUUCAGGAGUUUUGUUCACAUUGGCCUAAUUGUUCCAGCAGACAAACAAUUGCAAUGGAUUUUUCGUUGAUCCACCAUUCGAAAUACAUGAAUAUUUAUGAAAUGUUUUUACAUAAGUAUAUGUAAAUCAGAGAAUUUAGUACCAUAAAUCAUUCAUAAAAUUCCAUUCUAAUGGAUUGUCUACAGCUGCUAAAUUACACAGCGUAACAAAAAUUAGCUUUUGGUCUGUCUCAAGAGCAAACUUAUGUGUCUCCGAAGGAUUUUGGGCUGCUGAAUCCGAAUCCGGGCCCAGAUUUGCUCCAACACGUCACAAUUUUGAGCUACACCUCAAUUUAUAGGGCAAAAUAUGCGAUUUUGGGCUUUUUUGACUGCAAGUUAUUAAGCAUGGACAUAUUUUUUUAAGCAACCAAAAGGUUAAAUGGCCAAUUAACAUCUAAAUUAAUGACUCAUGCAAAAUAUUUCGUUUUACCAAAUCGAAUUUGAUAGUUUUAAGCGAUUUAUGUUAGGUACGAUAUUUCCCAUACAAGUCAUCCUCCAAAAUUUGCAUGCAAGUUUUCAUAUUAACAUAAAAUGCUCAAAUCUGUCAAAUUUGAUUAGGUAAAACGCAAUAUUUUGCAUGAGUCGUUAAUUUAGAUGUUAAUUGACCAAUUAACCUUUUGAUUGCUUAAAAAAAAUAUUUCCAUACUUAAUGGCUUGCAGUCAAAAAAGCCAAAAAUCGCAUAUUUUGUUCUAUAAAUUGAGGUAUAGCUCAAAAUUGUGACGUGUUGGAGCAAUUCUGAGCCCGGAUUCGGACACACAAGUUUGCUCUUGAGACAAAAAAAAUGUUGCGCUGUGUUAUCAAAUACUAAUUUAAGUAAUAAAUAAAAAACAAACCAGUAAUGGCCAUGUACAGUUAAAAAAAACAAGAGUGAAACAAAAAACUCAGCAAAUACAAGCCAAAAUCUAAAAAACAAAACCAACGCAUUGUAGAGCAACUCUGAGAGCUUAGACCAUUUUAGAGACCUCUCCACGUAUAUAUUAAGGACUAUUUAAGAAGAAGAAAAAAAGAAGAACAAACACAAAAUCUCUCGAAUUUUCUGUACAGAAUUGUAAAAGAAGAAUUUGUAUUUUUAACUGUGGAACUUGGGUGAUUGAUGAUAACAACAAUAAAACGAUAUUUUUGCGCUUAUUUUA
Aedes albopictus (Asian tiger mosquito) is the source of this 4594-nucleotide messenger RNA. RefSeq names its product relaxin receptor 2-like. The transcript is spliced from 16 exons. The record is from RefSeq and is a predicted model, not a curated record. Gene Ontology annotation, cellular component: plasma membrane. Gene Ontology annotation, biological process: activation of adenylate cyclase activity; adenylate cyclase-activating G protein-coupled receptor signaling pathway; hormone-mediated signaling pathway. Gene Ontology annotation, molecular function: protein binding; G protein-coupled peptide receptor activity. NCBI's taxonomy places the organism in Eukaryota, Metazoa, Arthropoda, Insecta, Diptera, Culicidae. The coding region runs from base 30 to 1862 and encodes 610 amino acids.